Molecule: messenger RNA, 1040 nt
Organism: Colossoma macropomum (tambaqui)
Lineage: Eukaryota; Metazoa; Chordata; Actinopteri; Characiformes; Serrasalmidae
Gene: gins2
Product: GINS complex subunit 2
Exons: 5
Coding region: 81-641 (186 amino acids)
Biological process (GO): double-strand break repair via break-induced replication; DNA replication
Cellular component (GO): nucleus; GINS complex
Source: RefSeq, a predicted model, not a curated record
AAUACGCGGGAAAAGCAGCACUGCCUGUUUUCAGGGAUCAGCGACAGCAUUGACAACAUUUUUCAGCGUUUCAUUGAACGAUGGAUCCGUUGGAAGUCGAAUUUCUCGCCGAGAAGGAAAUGGUGAAGAUCAUCCCGAAUUUCAGUCUGGAUAAAAUUUAUUUAAUCGGGGGAGACUUGGGUCCUUUCAACCCUGGUCUACCGGUGGAUGUGCCUGUUUGGCUGGCCCUUAAUCUGAAGCAAAGACAGAAGUGUAGAAUAGUUCCUCCGGACUGGAUGGACGCAGAUAAAUUGGAAGAGAUCAGGGAGCAGGAGAGAAAGGAGGACGCCUUCACACCAAUUCCCAGUCCAUAUUACAUGGAAUUGACCAAAUUGCUACUGAACCAUGCUGCAGACAACAUCCCCAAGGCUGAUGAAAUCCGGACGUUGGUAAAGGAUAUUUGGGACACCCGUAUUGCAAAACUGCGCCUGUCCGCCGACAGCUUCAUUGGCCAACAGGAGGCUCAUGCCAGGCUGGAUAACCUCACACUGAUGGAGAUCAACACCACGCGCAGCUUUCUGCUGGACUCCUUGAAUUUCAUGUACAAACUGCGCUCCAACCUCCAGCCAGGCUCAGGCUUGGGCAAGUCGCAGGAUUACUAAGCUGCAGUGCAUCAGGACAGGACUAGCAUGACCUUACACUGCAGUCCACUCUUAUUUCAGAGCUUUCCAGCUGCAGCUCUAGCGAUUCUGAGCAGUAUGAUUACAUUUGUUUCAUGCUGUGGAACAAGCGGCUGUCUUUCACUCCUGUCCACCAUGUGUGAGUGCUGUCAGGCUGGACAGGUUUCUUCUGACAUGCUGCUGUGAUUUCAGCCCUUUCAUGAACACUGUAGCAGCACAGCUAAAUGGAGGACUACAACACAGGCCAAACUGUUAAACAAAUACUGGAUGCAAAUUCUUUGAAAGUGCAGAUGUGAGAUGUUUUUAUGUCCAGUGUUCAUUAAGUUCUCACUCCAACAGCAUUUGUUUUUCCCUCUUUUUUUCCCUGUUAAUCUUCUGGUC